UUACCACUUGGGCUGGAUGCACAACAAAAGGAAAAUUUCUAAGAACUUUCUUUCUCCGUCGUCUUUCCCUCCGGGUCCCCAACCUCCGCUGACUACUCCUCAAUCCUCAUACGGCUUGAUAUUUUCUUUUCCUUAAUCUAUAAUCCUAUACUUCCAUACGCAAAAGCUCAUCGUUUCGAAUUUCCGAUUCAGAUUUGAGCAAAACAGCGUAAGAUCAUCGACAAAGCGCAAACAUCAUCAUCAGCAGCGCACGAAAGAGAGGCAGAGAUCAAACGAUGCAGCGAAUUUUCGGUGCUAAGAAGUCCAAAGAGCCUCCUCCUUCAGUUCAAGAUGCUUCUGAUCGGAUCAACCAAAGAGGAGAAAAUGUUGAUGAGAAGAUUAAAAAGCUUGAUGCCGAACUAGCUAGAUAUAAAGAGCAAAUUAAAAAGACACGGCCUGGUCCUGCUCAGGAGGCUGUUAAGGCUCGAGCGAUGAGGGUCCUCAAACAAAAAAGGAUGUAUGAAGGGCAGCGUGAUAUGCUCUAUAACCAAACAUUCAAUCUUGACCAAGUUUCAUUUGCUGCAGAGGGUAUCAAGGAUGCUCAGCAAACUAUGUCGGCGAUGAAAGCUGCAAAUAAGGACUUAAAAGGAAUGAUGAAAACAGUAAAAAUUCAAGAAAUAGAUAAUAUGCAAGAUGAAAUGAUGGACUUGAUGGAUAUGAGUAAUGAGAUUCAAGAGUCCCUUGGAAGAAGCUAUAAUGUGCCUGAUGACAUUGAUGAGGAUGACCUGAUGGGUGAGCUCGAUGCUCUGGAAUUAGACAUGGAAUCAGAGAGUCAGGGUGUUCCUUCAUAUCUUCAGUCUGAACCUGAUGUGGAGGAAGAGCUCAACUUGCCACCAGCACCUACUAGGCCUACAGCAGUGCCACCAGGAAGAGCCAAUGUUCAGUCGGAGGAUGAUCUGGGCUUGCCUGCUGUACCCCGUGCAUCCCUUCGUAGUUGAGGGAUGUAGCUAGUUUGAAGUGGCUUGUCGAUUUACUGAGCUGGCUUGAUUCAGUCUUCAUAACUCAUUGUGCAGGAUAUUAUUAAUUUAAAAAUUCUGUUGCGCUCUAAUUUUUCUGGGGUCUUUGUCUUUUGGGAGGACUGUUGGGGGAUGGGGGUGUUGAAAUGUAUGGAGAUGUAUUUUACGGUUUGGUUGGUAAUAAGUUGUACCAGUCUACAAUUUCACACUUGAAAAGGAAUAUAUAGAGAAUGAAAAUUAUUCUUGAUGUAA
Beta vulgaris subsp. vulgaris (sugar beet) is the source of this 1247-nucleotide messenger RNA. Its product is annotated as vacuolar protein sorting-associated protein 60.2. The transcript has 7 exons. The record is from RefSeq and is a predicted model, not a curated record. Gene Ontology annotation, cellular component: multivesicular body. Gene Ontology annotation, biological process: late endosome to vacuole transport via multivesicular body sorting pathway; vesicle budding from membrane. The coding region runs from base 276 to 977 and encodes 233 amino acids. Lineage: Eukaryota; Viridiplantae; Streptophyta; Magnoliopsida; Caryophyllales; Amaranthaceae.